AUGUUCAUCCAAUCCCGUAGACUCACCACCCUCCCAGACUUUACGACAAAAACCCUCAUCCUACCGUCCAUCUCUAAAGGCAACGUCCCCCAACUCGCCUGCGACCUGCUUAUUGCCUCUCUCGGACUGCAGCAUGUGGGAUCGCUCGACCCCAAAUAUCUCGUCCCUGUCGUUGGAGGUCGUGAACGAGGUGAACGCGGCAUCUCGACACCUCUCGAGCUCUUUUCUAGCAAUGAUUCCCCUGUUGCUAUUGUGCAGCAACGAUCACCGGUGCUCAAGGCCUACAAAGAAGAGUUUGUCAAGGAACUAGUUGACUGGAUACAAAAAUUCAGCUUUAAAUCCGUCGUCGUUCUCGCUGGCAUGGACACGACCAACCGCUCAGAUGCCCAGAUGCAAUCACCGUCAUACUAUCUUAUCCCACCGUCGACAUCCUCCCUUCCGGACCAGCUCAGCGAGAGACUUUCGAUUCUACCAGCCUAUGAAGCACCCCCCGUACCUUUGUAUCUUCAGAAGCCAGACAGCAACAGUGCGCAACCAAAGGAAGAUGGUGGUGUGCCAGUCAUCCCAGGAGGCGGCCUCGCUCGUCGAAUCCUCAGCAGUCUAUCCACUGCCAACAUCCCAACGCUAGCGAUUCUCCAGUUUGUCAUGGAAGGUGAUAAUAGAGGGGAUGCGGGUAUGAUGGUCGCCGUUCUCAACCGCGUCCUCGACCUUGACCUGCAAGCAAUAAAAGAGCCAGGAAGCUGGAAGAAUGGUCUCUUUGGCUCAAAUCAUGAUGGCUCGUUGUUUGGUUAA
This is a messenger RNA of Serendipita indica DSM 11827, 792 nucleotides long. NCBI's taxonomy places the organism in Eukaryota, Fungi, Basidiomycota, Agaricomycetes, Sebacinales, Serendipitaceae. The record is from the annotation of a GenBank genome assembly.